Etheostoma cragini (Arkansas darter) is the source of this 3276-nucleotide messenger RNA. RefSeq names its product NLR family CARD domain-containing protein 3-like. The record is from RefSeq and is a predicted model, not a curated record. The coding region runs from base 16 to 2691 and encodes 891 amino acids. The transcript has 8 exons. Lineage: Eukaryota; Metazoa; Chordata; Actinopteri; Perciformes; Percidae. Gene Ontology annotation, molecular function: protein binding.
GUAAGGGAGAUUAGAAUGGGGAGGAGAAGACGGAGGAUCCAUCAGAGACCAGACUCUGCUGGACCUGGACCCAGCUGUGUGUCCUUUAAGAGCGACCGGUCACAUGAUCGCCUCAUUAACUUUAAAGGAGAUCAACCCUCUGCUGGAAAGAGGAUCCAUCAGAGACCAGACUCUGCUGGACCUGGACCCAGCUGUGUGUCCUUUAAGAGCGACCGGUCACAUGAUCGCCUCAUUAACUUUAAAGGAGAGGAACCCUCUGCUGGAAAGAGACUGGACCAGAAGAGCUCAGAGGGUCCCAGUGGUCAGUCCUCCCAGCAGCAUCAAACCCACCUGGACUCCAUCUUUAUGCUGCUGGAGGACAACAUCGUCACUUUUGUGAAGAACGAGCUGAAGAAGAUCCAGAAGCUUCUGAGACCAGAUUACCCAGAAUGCCCAGAGAGUCAGAGGGAGGGUGAGGAUGAAGAGCAGAGGAGGAGCAGAGAGGUGUUUCUGAAGAUCACACUGCACUUCCUGAGGAAAAUGAAGCAGGACGAGCUCGCUGACGGUCUGCAGAGCAGAAGUCCAGCAGGAGUUUGUAAACGUAAACUCAAAUCUAAGCUAGACAGGAAGUUCCAGCGUGUGUUUGAGGGGAUCGCUAAAGCAGGAAACCAAACCGUUCUGAAUCAGAUGUUCACAGAGAUCUACCUCAUGGAGGGAGGGGCUGCAGGGGUCAAUGAUGAACAUGAGGUCAGACAGAUUGAAACAGCAUCCUGGAAACCAGACACACCAGAACCAACAAUCAGACAAGAAGACAUCUUUAAAACCCCACCUGGAAGAGAUAAACCAAUCAGAACAGUGAUGACAAAGGGAGUGGCUGGCAUCGGGAAAACAGUCUUAACACAGAAGUUCACUCUGGACUGGGCUGAAGGCAAAGCCAACCAGGACAUCCAGUUCACAUUCCCAUUCACCUUCAGAGAGCUGAAUGUGCUGAAAGAGAGAAAGUUCAGCUUGGUGGAACUUGUUGAUCACUUCUUUAGUGAAACCAAAGAAGCAGGAAUCUGCAGGUUUGAAGAGUUCCCGGUGGUCUUCAUCUUUGACGGUCUGGAUGAGUGUCGACUUCCUCUGGACUUCCUCAACACUGAGAUCCUGACUGAUGUUACAGAGUCCACCUCAGUGGGUGUGCUGCUGACAAACCUCAUCAGGGGGAAUCUGGUUCCAUCAGCUCGCCUCUGGAUAACCACCCGACCUGCAGCAGCCAAUCAGAUCCCUCCUGGGUGUGUUGACAUGGUGACAGAGGUCAGAGGGUUUACUGACGCCCAGAAGGAGGAGUACUUCAGGAAGAGAUUCAGAAAUGAGGAGCAGGCCAGCAGGAUCAUCUCCCACAUCAAGACAUCACGAAGCCUCCACAUCAUGUGCCACAUCCCGGUCUUCUGCUGGAUCACUGCUACAGUUCUGGAGGACGAGUUGAAGACCAGAGAGGGAGGAGAGCUGCCCAAGACCCUGACUGAGAUGUACAUCCACUUCCUGGUGGUUCAGUCCAAAGUGAAGAACAUCAAGUAUGAUGGAGGAGCUGAGACAGAUCCACACUGGAGCCAAGAGACCAGGAAGAUGAUCCGAUCUCUGGGAAAACUGGCUUUUGAGCAGCUGCAGAAAGGCAACCUGAUCUUCUAUGAAUCAGACCUGACAGAGUGUGGCAUCGAUAUCAGAGCAGCCUCAGUGGUCUCAGGAGUGUUCACACAGAUCUUUAAAGAGGAGAGAGGACUGUACCAGGACAAGGUGUUCAGCUUCGUCCAUCUGAGUGUUCAGGAGUUUCUGGCUGCUCUUCAUGUCCAUCUGACCUUCACCAACUCUAGAGUCAACCUGCUGGCAGGAAAAAAAACAUCAUCAACACAGUUCUACCAGAGUGCUGUGGACAAGGCCUUACAGAGUCCUAACGGACACCUGGACUUGUUCCUCCGCUUCCUCCUGGGUCUUUCACUGCAGACCAAUCAGAAACUCCUACGAGGUCUGCUGACCCAGACAGGAAUUAGCUCAAAGACCAAUCAGGAAACAGUGGAGUACAUCAAGAAGAAGAUGGAUGAGGAUCUUACUGCAGAGAGAAGCAUCAAUCUGUUCCACUGUCUGAAUGAACUGAAUGAUCGUUCUCUAGUGGAGCAGAUCCAACGGUACCUGAGUUCAGGAAGUCUCUCCACAGAUGAACUGUCUCCUGCUCAGUGGUCAGCUCUGGUCUUCAUCUUACUGUCAUCAGAAGAAGAUCUGGACGUGUUUGACCUGAAGAAAUACUCUGCUUCAGAGGAGGCUCUUCUGAGACUGCUGCCAGUGGUCAAAGCCUCCAAAAAAGCUCUGCUGAGUCUCUGUAACCUGUCAGAGAGAAGCUGUGAAGCUCUGUCCUCAGUUCUCAGCUCCCAGUCCUCUAGUCUGAGAGAGCUGGACCUGAGUAACACCAACCUGCAGGAUUCAGGAGGGAAGCUGAUCUCUGAUGGACUGAAGAGUCCACACUGCACUCUGGAGACUCUCAGGCUGAGUGGCUGUAACCUGUCAGAGAGAAGCUGUGAAGCUCUGUCCUCAGUUCUCAGCUCCCAGUCCUCUAGUCUGAGAGAGCUGGACCUGAGUAACAACAACCUGCAGGAUUCAGGAGGGAAGCUGAUCUCUGAUGGACUGAAGAGUCCACACUGCACUCUGGAGACCCUCAGGUCAGACCAACAACAAUAAACUUUGAAAACACAGUACUGAGAAAUACUUUGGAGACUAAACAUGUGAAUGUUUCCAAAGUAUUUUAUUCUGAUUUAGAAUCACUUCAUAAAGAAUGAAUAAUGAACUGGGGCUAGGAUCCAGAAAUCAUUAAUUUUAAUAUCAUGUGACUUUGUUUAUUCCUGAUUAUACACCAAGUAGAUCCAACCAGACAAUCUGAUUGGUCAUCUAGACAUUUAGAACGUCCUCAAAUCAGCAUGACAGCCCCCCCAGAGACCUGGUGCAUCACAUGAAAUAUUACUCCUCCAUUUCCAUGGCAACAUUGUAACUUCCAGAGCUGAAUCAACGAAACAGUAACGUUAGCCCACAACAUCGUUACAAUGGAUUGUUUAGUUGUUAAUUUUGAUUCAUAUGGAGGACUUAGUUUUGAUGAAUGGUUGGAAGAGGAUGAGACGAGAAUCAUUGGAUGAAACAUUUAACCUCUGGAGAUAACUGUUACUGGAAUAGUUUGGAUCACAUCAGCUGUUUGGAUCACAUCAGCUGAUUUGGCCACUGACACAUCAUAAUGAGGUUUCCAGACGUAUAGCAGUUAAAUCUAUCCAUGAA